GCCGGCUGAGCUCCCCAGCAUCCCCACACCCCAGCGGCACAAUGGACGUGGCCCUUCUCCACGGGCUGCUGCUCCUCCUCAUCCUCCCCGUGCUGCUUUACUGGCACAGUGCCGCCUUCCACUACUUCUGCAAAGUGACCUUCUUCAACAUCUGGGUCGUGACCAUGGCGACUCUCCUCUCCCCCUUCGUGGCAAUUCGGGGACGCUGCGUGGAGAACAUGAAGCUCCUCUGUGCUGUGAUCCGGCCCCUCAAGCACUUGUAUGGCAUCAAGAUAGAGGUGUUGGGUGCCGAGCACCUGAAUCUCAAGGAGCCCUAUGUGAUAGUUUGCAACCACCAAGCUUCCCUUGACCUGAUGGGAAUGGUGGAGGUCAUCCCCAAGCGCUGCGUGCCCAUUGCCAAGAAGGAGCUCCUGUACAUGGGCACUGUGGGCUGGGCCUGCUGGCUCAGUGGCAUCAUCUUCAUCGACCGCCAAAGGACUGGAGAUGCCAUUGAUGUCAUCUCCCAGACGGCCAAGACCAUCCGGCGUGAAAAUCUCCGAGUGUGGAUUUUCCCAGAAGGCACCAGGAACCAGAGCAGAUCCAUGCUGCCCUUCAAGCGUGGGGCGUUCCACCUGGCUGUGCAGGCUCAGGUUCCCAUUUUCCCCGUUGUGAUUUCUCCAUACUGGGAUUUCUUCAGCUCCAAGGAGAAGAAAUUCACCCCUGGAAUGUUCACCAUCCGAGUUCUCCCCAAGAUAGAAACCCGUGGCCUGAGCCCAAAGGAUGUCCCGGGGCUGACAGAGACUGUCCGCAACAUCAUGGUUGAUGUCUUCUCUGAGAUGUCUGCAAAUCCCUGCAGGGAUCAGCGUGUGGAGCUUCCUCUGCUCCCAGGCACUGGGGCAACCAUGAGGACUGACAGCAUGUGGCGAGAGGAGGACACAACUGGGACCAGUGAUUAG
This is a messenger RNA of Lagopus muta (rock ptarmigan), 935 nucleotides long. RefSeq names its product 1-acyl-sn-glycerol-3-phosphate acyltransferase alpha-like. Gene Ontology annotation, cellular component: endoplasmic reticulum; membrane. The record is from RefSeq and is a predicted model, not a curated record. Gene Ontology annotation, biological process: phosphatidic acid biosynthetic process. Lineage: Eukaryota; Metazoa; Chordata; Aves; Galliformes; Phasianidae. The coding region runs from base 42 to 935 and encodes 297 amino acids. The transcript has 6 exons. Gene Ontology annotation, molecular function: 1-acylglycerol-3-phosphate O-acyltransferase activity.